Nothoprocta perdicaria is the source of this 3846-nucleotide messenger RNA. It is a transcript of the gene TBC1D8, whose product is annotated as TBC1 domain family member 8. The transcript is spliced from 20 exons. The record is from RefSeq and is a predicted model, not a curated record. NCBI's taxonomy places the organism in Eukaryota, Metazoa, Chordata, Aves, Tinamiformes, Tinamidae. The annotation marks the transcript as partial.
GCUACGCGGUCUGGUUAAUAUUUUUCAUUAUUUCAUUAGAAACUUUUCCUGUUGGAACCUUGACCCUUGCCAGUCGCUUGGUUGGCGCCCUGGACGCGGUGCUGGAUUCCAGCGCCCGGGUCGCUCCCUUUCGGAUCUUACUCCAAGUGCCCGGAUCGCCAGUGUACUCUGCCAUCGCAUGUGGUGCCACCGUAGAGGAGAUAAACCAGCACUGGGAAUGGCUGGAACAAAACUUGCUCCACACUCUGUCUGUGUUUGACAAUAAAGAAGAUAUCGUUAGUUUUGUCAAGGGGAAAGUGAAGGCUCUGAUUGCAGAGGAAACCAGCAGCAAACUGGCGGAGCAGGAGGAAGAUCCUGAAAAGUUCCGAGAAGCCCUGGUGAAAUUUGAAUCCAGAUUUAAUUUUCCCGAAGCAGAGAAGCUGAUCACCUAUUAUUCCUGCUGCUGUUGGAAAGGAAAAGUCCCUCGGCAGGGCUGGCUUUAUUUGAGCAUCAAUCAUCUCUGCUUUUAUUCCUUCUUCCUGGGCAAAGAAUUCAAACUCGUCAUUCCUUGGGUGGAGGUCCAGAAGUUGGAAAGAACCUCCAACGUCUUCAUGGCCGAUACGGUGCGCGUCACCACUGCCACCAAGGAGCGGGACUUCUCCACGUUCCUCAAUAUCACCGAGGCCUUCAGGAUCAUGGAGCAGCUGGCGGAUGUCACGCUCCGAAGGCUGCUGGAUAAUGAGAUCUUUGAGCUGGAUCCAGGCCUGCAAGAUCCUACUCAGAUUACGAAGAGGGAUCUCGAAGCCAGAGCGCAGAACGAGUUCUUCCGGGCCUUCUUCAGGUUGCCCAGGCAGGAGAAGCUCCAUGAAGUUGUGGACUGUUCUCUGUGGACGCCGUUCAGCCGCUGUCACACCGCRGGGAGGAUGUAUGCUUCAGACACCUAUGUCUGCUUUGCCAGYAAAGAAGACGGCUGCUGCAAUGUCAUCAUCCCACUUAGAGAGGUAAUCACCAUAGAAAAGAUGGAGGACACGAGCCUGCUUCCCAAUCCCAUCAUUAUCAGCAUAAGGAGCAAGACUGCCUUUCAGUUCAUCGAGCUGAAGGACCGGGAUACUUUGGUGGAAAACUUGCUCCAGAGGCUAAAAGAAGUGAAUUCCUGCAACCCAGCGCACUGUAACAACUUGAGAAAUAGGAAUCAGAGCACUCCUGUGUUUGGAUCAACGUGUGUGUUCAGGGACUGUGASUCCGAGGACGUGGGAAGAGAGGACAAAAGUGAGUGUGGAAAGGAGAGCAGCUACCUGCUCARUGCAGAAGCGCUAAGGUCAGACUUCCAUCAGUCAGGAGGGGCAGGCCUUGACUUUGGAAAGUCUAGGGAGCAAAUAAAAGAGAGUCUGUGGGACGACCACUUCGUCGAGUAUGGCAGGACCGUGUGCAUGUUUCGCACGGAGAAGAUCAGGAAGCUUGUGGCUAUGGGAAUCCCGGAAUCCCUAAGGGGCAAACUCUGGCUGCUCUUUUCAGACGCCGCCACGGAUCUGGCCGCGCACCCGGGCUACUACGGGCGCCUGGUGGAGGCCUCCAUGGGCAGGUGCUGCAUGGCCACGGAGGAGAUCGAGCGCGACCUGCACCGCUCGCUGCCCGAGCACCCGGCCUUCCAGAGCGAGGCGGGCAUCGCGGCGCUGCGCCGCGUGCUCACCGCCUACGCGCACCGCAACCCCAGGAUCGGCUACUGCCAGUCCAUGAAUAUUCUGACCUCCGUGUUGCUGCUGUAUGCCAAGGAGGAGGAAGCCUUUUGGCUGCUGGUGGCUGUGUGCGAGCGGAUGCUGCCYGACUACUUCAACCACCGAGUGAUAGGUGCCCAGGUUGACCAGUCCGUGUUUGAAGAGCUUAUCAAGGAGCAGCUCCCGGAGCUGGCCGAGCAUAUGAAGGACCUGACCGCCUUAGCCUCCAUCUCUCUCUCGUGGUUCCUCACCCUUUUCCUCAGCAUCAUGCCCCUGGAAAGCGCCGUCAACGUGGUCGACUGCUUUUUCUACGACGGGAUCAAAGCCAUCUUCCAGCUGGGCUUGGCCAUCCUGGAAGCCAACGCRGUGGAUCUGUGCAACAGCAAGGACGACGGCCAGGCCCUGAUGAUCCUCAGCAGGUUUCUAGAGCACGUGAAGAACGAGGAGAGUCCUCUGCCCCCCAUUGGCAACCACCACGCGUUCUUCAGUGACGACGAGGAAGCCUCUCCCGUGACGGAAAUAGCUAACCUGAUUCAUGAUUCCUAUGAGAAAUUUGGAGACCACUCAGUGGAGCAGAUAGAGCACAUGCGCUACAAACACAGGAUCCGUGUUCUGCAAAGCCACGAAGACACCACCAAGCAAAAUGUGCUCCGAGUUGUCAUCCCAGACGUUUCGCUUCUUCCUGAAGAUUUAGAGGAGUUGUAUGACUUGUUCAAGAGGGAGCAUUUCCUCAGGUGCUACUGGGAGGCGGCGGGCGGCGCGGGCGAGCGCCACGACCCGAGCAGGCCCUACGCCGAGCAGUACCGCAUCGACGGGCGGCAGUUCCGCGGCCUCUACGCGCUCCUCUCGCCCUGGGCGUGCGGGGAGCACACGGCCGUGCUGGCCGAGAGGACCUUCCGCCUCCUGGACCGCAGCGGCGACCGGCUCAUCGAGUUCAAGGCGCUCGCCUCCUGCCUGGAUGUUAUGUAUAACGGAGAAAUGAAUGAAAAGAUAAAGCUGUUGUAUAAGCUGCAUAUCCCGCCUGCUCUCACGGAAGAUGAGAGAGACAGCCAGUCACCAUUAAAGAAUCCUUUGCUGUCAACUUCAAGACCACUGGUUAUUGGAAAAUCAAACGGGGAUGCAGUAGAUUACCAAAAGCAGUUGAAGCAGAUGCUUAGGGACCUUGCCAAAGAAAAGGAUACUAAAACUGAAAAGGAAUUGCCAAAAAUGAGCCAGAGGGAAUUCAUUCAGUUCUGCAAAACCUUGUACAGCAUGUUCCACGAAGAUCCGGAGGAGAGCGACUUAUACCAGGCCAUUGCCACCGUGACCACGCUGCUGCUGCAGAUCGGAGAGGUGGGACAGAGGAGCCUCAGCCUGGGCAGCGGCUCCGAGGAGCUCGCCGAGGACGCGCAGCCCGAGGCCCCGGCGACAGAGCCGGACGCUGUUUUUGUCGACACUGUGAAGACCCCUCCCCAAGACUCGCACCCCUCCCCGGUGGCCCAGGGCGACUGGACCGUCUCUUUCGAGCAUAUUUUGGCCUCCCUCCUGACCGAACAGUCCUUGGUGAACUUCUUUGAGAGACCCUUGGAGCUGAAGCCGAAGCUGGAGAGCGCGAAGCUGAACCAGUACAGCCUGAAGGCGAGCGCCGCGGGCUGCCCGGCGCGAGGGGAGCACACGAGAGCGGGCGCGCAGCAGUAGCUGAACUGGCACCAGGGCACAGCYGCCCCGGGGCUCCGGCCCGCAGCGCGCGCCGCGCCAACACCUUGCUGGCCUGCCCCGGCCAGCGGCAGAGCUUUAAAAGCUGAAGGGGGCGCAGGUUGUUGCGUGCCCUUGAUUCAUGACGCUCUUCUGAAUGUAAAAGGAAACAUCUGGCUGCAGUGUGAAGAUGCUGCAGCCCUCUUCUCUACGGGAGAGCACAGGCUGGCUCCAUUUCUAUAUUUUUUUUUUAAAAACGGGGAAAACACUUCUCAGCUACUGUCUGCAGUCUGUUUGGGUUGCCUUUUUUGCACUAAUACUGAAAAACUUGUUUCAAUGCUGGUAAUUGAAACUAUUUUAAUAUAUUUGACCAUAGCCCAGUUUUAUGUCUUGCUGAAAUGUUAAGUGUACAUGGACUGUGCUCUUGAUGUUGGUCUGUGAAAACAUGCACUUUUCAAUAAACCCUUUUUGUACUAGA